Varanus komodoensis (Komodo dragon) is the source of this 960-nucleotide messenger RNA. RefSeq names its product olfactory receptor 14A16-like. The transcript has a single exon. Gene Ontology annotation, biological process: G protein-coupled receptor signaling pathway. NCBI's taxonomy places the organism in Eukaryota, Metazoa, Chordata, Lepidosauria, Squamata, Varanidae. The record is from RefSeq and is a predicted model, not a curated record. Bases 1 to 960 code for a protein of 319 amino acids. Gene Ontology annotation, molecular function: G protein-coupled receptor activity; olfactory receptor activity. Gene Ontology annotation, cellular component: membrane.
AUGGAAAAUCUUACUUCUUUCACUUCCGAAUUUCUGCUGCUGGAAUUCUCCCGAGUCCAAGAACUACAGAUCCUACACUUCCUUGUGUUCCUAGCUUUGUACCUGACAGCCCUGAUGGGGAACCUUUUCAUCAUUGUGAUAAUAGCCAUUGACUAUCGCCUGCAUACUCCAAUGUACUUCUUCUUAAUGAACUUGGCCAUUUGUGAUCUUGGUACGAUUUGUGUCACUGUACCCAAAUCCAUGUUCAAUUCACUCAUGAACAGCAGGCUCAUUUCCUAUUCUGAAUGUGUUUCUCAAGUCUUCUUUCUCCUCUUUUUUGAAACCUCAGAUCUCAUCAUCUUGACAAUCAUGGCACAUGACCGGCAUGUUGCCAUUUGUAGUCCUUUACAAUAUGAAGUAAUUAUGAACAGAGAGGCCUGCAUUCAAAUGGUAGCAAUUGCAUGGGGUAUUAGUCUUCUUUAUGCCACACUGCACACAGGAACUACCUUUUCAGUGACCUUCUGUUCCAAUGCUGUUGAUCAAUUUUUCUGUGAGAUACCCAGACUUUUGAAACUUUCUUGCUCUAACCUUUACUUAGUGGAAGUAGGCUUUCUCGCACUGUGUGCAGGUGCAGUUAUUGGAUGUUUUUCCUUCAUUAUUGCAACUUACGUGAGGAUCUUCUCUGCAGUCUACAGAAUUCCUUCAGUACUGGCACAGCAGAAAGCCCUCUCCACUUGUCUCCCCCACCUCCUGGUAGUCUCUCUGCUUAUAUCCACUGGCCUCUUUGUCUACGCAAGACCCCCCAGUAAUAUUUCCUCUACUUUGGAUUUACUCCUUGCUGUUCUGUAUGCUAUAGUUCCUCCUAUGUUGAAUCCAUUCAUUUACAGCAUGAGAAACAAAGAGAUUCAGACUGCACUGUGGAGGUUACUGAAUCUUAAGCACUUUUCUAACACUACCCCCAGAUUAGUUACUAAUUGUUGA